Messenger RNA from Salvelinus namaycush (lake trout), 2577 nucleotides. Its product is annotated as PDZ domain-containing protein 4-like. Gene Ontology annotation, molecular function: protein binding. NCBI's taxonomy places the organism in Eukaryota, Metazoa, Chordata, Actinopteri, Salmoniformes, Salmonidae. The transcript has 9 exons. The record is from RefSeq and is a predicted model, not a curated record.
AUGGGGUGCAACAUGUGUGUGGUUCAGAAGCCUGAGGAACAGUACAGGGUCAUGUUCCAGGUGAAUGGUAAGGAGCUGUCCUGUCUUUCACGGGACCCCACCCUGGAUGUGCGAGACCCUCUGCUGUCUCACGUGUUGAAGAGGGGGGCCCGGCGGCGGGCGGGACUGGCAGGGACAGCAGCAGUUCCAGGGGGGCUGACUGACUGUGUGGACAGCGGCACUCAGACUGACAUCAGCUUCCAACACAUGUUGACUCUGGGAAGGACCGCCCACCACCCAGGUGGAGCCCCGCCCCCUCACCCGCCCCCCUCCCCUCCACUGCCACCCAUCCUGGAACCCAACCUGCUCAACGAGCUGUGACCUGAAUAUUAUGACCCCAAUGACUACUUUGACAUCACUCAGCAUGAGGCGGAUCUCAGGCAGGAUGAGUUGGAGUAUGAGGAGGUGGAGCUGUAUAAGUCUCGUCAGCAGGACAAGCUGGGGUUAACGGUGUGCUACCGGACAGACGAUGAGGAGGACCUGGGGAUCUAUGUGGGCGAGGUCAACCCCAAUAGUAUAGCUGCUAUGGAUGGCCGUAUCCGAGAGGGGGAUAGAAUCUUACAGAUAAACGGGGUGGACAUCCAGAACAGAGAGGAGGCGGUGGCCAUUCUGACCCAGGAGGACAGCACCAACAUCUCCCUGCUCCUGGCCCGGCCUGAAAUAGAGAAUGACAACCAGCUGGACCCAGAUGAACUGGAACUGGAGGUUCUGGAUAACGCUGUCCACCUGCCCAGCCCCCAUCAGCUGUGGAACAGGGCCUCCAUGCUGGGUGAAGGACCAGGGGUCGUGGGUGGGGGUGGUGUGGUGGUAAUCCGCGGGCGAGGUCACCGUGACUCUCCAGGCCUGCUCCACACGUUGCUGAGUAACAGCCAGGAGUUGGACAGUGGGGUGGGCCGUACAGACGAGAGUACCCGCAAUGAGGAGUCCUCAGAACACGACCUACUAGGAGACGACCAGACCAGCGCCCCCACCACCAACGCCACCAACACCCCCGGCAGCAUGCGCAGGUUCCACUCUGGCCAGGGGGACAGGGACACCCCACCCCUUCUACAUGGCCACUCCACAGAGUUCCACUUCAGCACUGACUCUCUACUGGGUCUGGACUGUCUGAGUGGGGGAGGAGGUGGUGACCUGGCAGGGGAGAGGGUCUACGCAGCUGACCCAGUGAUGAUGAUGAUGCCGGGUCUGACAGAAGAAGAGUGUGAGAGGUACAGGGAGCUCCUGGAGAUCAAGUGUUAUUAUGAGAAGAACAGCAAUGCUCUUCUGCUGCUGGGGGAGCAUGAGGGUCAUGGGGAACAGGGGGGCGAUGGGGGGGUUCCUCUGGAUGUGAAUAGGAAUGAGAGCCUGAUGCAGCAUGAGAUGGCCCUCGUGGAAGAGGAGCUACGCCACCUGGAGUUUAAGUGUCGUAACAUCCUGAGGGCCCAGAAGAUGCAGCAGCUCCGGGAGCGCUGUCUCAAGGCAUGGCCCCUGGAGGAGGAAAGUGGGGCUGGAGGUGGGGCCGGGGCUGGGCGGGUGGCUCCUUUGGUUAGCGAGGAGUCCUGUCACCAUGAGCUGUCAGACAUUAAUGAGUUGCCUGAGAGGGAGCGCUCCGACAAGGACAGCACCAGCGCCUACAACACAGGAGGGGAGAGCUGCAGGAGCACCCCUCUGGUCAGCGAACAGUAUCCCUCCCCCUCUAGGGGAGGCAGGAGUGAGAGGGGGCAGGCUAACCUGAACCAGCCCUACUCCCCUAGCUCACACAGGAGGGGAUCGGAAGUCAAGACCUCUAGCCCGAGAGGGGCCAAGUUCAGAUCCCUGUCCCGUGACGGGGGGGCAAGGAGGGGGUCAGACGGAGGGGUGAGAUGCCCCAAAACCAAUGGAACAGUGGAGGGGAGGGAAGGGCGUAGCGCUGAGAACAGCCCUUAUCUGUCCCGCCGCCACUCUGGCUCCAGAAUCCCCCAGCGCUACCAGAGCUGCAUGCAGCUGAGCCUGGGGAGCACAUGCAAGGACAUCCCCCAGGGCCCUGUGUCCAUGCCAUCCUUACCCAUCCCCCCUCCCCUGCCUCCGCCGGCCUCACCGCGUAUGGAGUGGAAGGUCAAAGUACGCAGCGACGGAUCCCGCUAUGUUGCCAAGCGGCCCGUUAGGGACCGCCUCCUGAAGGCCCGGGCCAUUAAGAUCCGGGAGGAGCGCAGCGGCAUGACCACGGACGACGAUGCCAUCAGCGAGAUGAAGAUGGGCCGCUAUUGGUCCAAGGAGGAAAGGAAGCAGCAGCUUCUCAGGGCCAGGGAACAGCGCAGACGCAGGGAGUUUAUGAUGCAGAGCAGGCUGGACUGCCUGAGGGAGAGGGAUAGGGAGUACAGUGGCGGUGGACAACAGGGGGCUCCGCAGGGACAGGAGCCCACUACCAUCUUGGAGCUGAGCCACAGGAGGAGCCAGAAGAAACGGAGCCGUAGGAUCCUGGACAACUGGAUCACCAUCCAGGAACUACUGGCCCACGGAACCAGGUCACCUGACGGCAAGAAGGUCUACAACCCUCUGCUGUCAGUCACCACUGUCUAA